CCAUCUAAACAUUGACAGUUUUCCCAGCGUGCACGACACAUCGGUGACGCAAGCGCAUCGUCAGUGCUCUAAUAAAUUUUGGAUUCAGCCAUUGUUGUUGAUCCAACUAUUGUGCUUCACAUUAAUUAAGCUACAUUAUGACAGAUUCAAUGAAUUUUGGACCAGAAUGGUUAAGAAAUCUCUCUUCAGAGGGGACCACAACUGGCAUGGGCGGCGGCGGGUCACGCUGCCAGCUGGCCGACUACAGGUACGGCAGGGAAGACAUGCUUGCGUUGUAUGAAAAAGGAUUGCCGCCCCCGCAAUCACUCUCUAUGUUCCCGCCCAUAUAUUCAGAGCAAGUGCUGCCUCCGCUGGCGCUGGUACCCGCCACAGACGAGGAGCGGCAAUGGGCGGCGCGUGCACCUUCGCUGGGGCCAUCAACGCGCGGUGGUCGCGGCGCACCCGGAAUUGGCGAGCGUGGUGGCCGUGGGGUGCGUGGUGCCCGCGGGGCUUACCAACCCUUCGGGCGCGCGCUUGGUGCCGGUUAUGAUGGAGGCAGCGGUGGUGGUGGUGGUGGCUGGGGCGGCGUUGGCGGCGAGCAGACCGAAUGGAGUCCGCGUAAAGAUUUCACCUACAGCAGAUCGACAUCGUCAGGCGGUAUAGACAACUGGCGGCGUAAUAAUCGAACGCUUAGCGAGGACGAAGACGGAUGGCGCAACACUGCCAGUCAUGGCCGUGGCGGUGGGCCAGGCGAGAAGUGGAAUCGCGCGUCGAGCUGGCGUGAAGGUGAGGAAGACGCGCGCGAUAAACGCUGGCACGAGCAGAAUAUGGGCGCGACUCGUGGCGGUGGCGGUGGACAUCGUCGAAUGUGGGACGCGCAGGAUGAGCAUCUUCCUGAGUGGGCCACUGAGAAUCUCGCCGAAGGCGGCGGUACGUUUGACUCCAGCGGCGCGUUUCACGGUUCCGACGACGAGCACGAGCGAGGCAAAGAAUUGCAGAAGUCGGCGUCACAACACAACAUACGCAAUCAACACGCGCCUUUGGUCACCUCCAAGUCGGCGGUUGCGUUGUCCAUUAAUAAAAACACCAAAACCGACGGCAAAGAGGAGAAAAACGCACGAUAUCAUCCGGAUCUGGACGAAACAAAGAGCAAAGAAAGAACUGUAGCCAAUGUCGAAAGAGAAAUGCGUCAGGAACAAGUGGAACAAUCGCACCGUAAAGCCACUCGCCCUAUUGAAGAAGCAAGUGUUAAGCCUCCGACUUCUGUAUCGGCACCGGCAGCGGUCAGCGUGAAAUCGAAUCAAAGCAAUAACACACCGCCCGAGGCUGGAGGGCGCGUCGUCGAUGAGGACUUCGACAAACUCCAAGAGGACUUUGUCUCGAAGCUGGUCGUCGAUGAAGAACCGCGCAAAAACGUGGUGCCCACGUCGGUCAGUCAUCCAAAUGUCAGCAUGUCAAAUGGCAUUCCAGCUCCUCCACCUAAUAUCAUGCCGCCUCCUCCGCCAGCCACUCAAGAGAUUUGGUACUAUCAGGACCCGCAGGGUGACCUGCAGGGGCCGUUUCUUUCCAGCGAGAUGGCCGAGUGGUUUAAAGCCGGUUACUUCACAACCACGCUGUUUGUACGACGGCAGUGCGAUGAACGCUUCUAUACGCUCGGCGAACUUGUUAAUCUUAGCAGUGGUAACCCGUUCCUUGCUUCUGUACCAAUGGCGCCACCCAAACAGGAGAAAUUUAGUGAUCCUGAUGUAGCGAUGCACUACCAGCAGCAAUUCCUCAACGCGCAAAUGAUGCGCGCGCGUCCCUAUGGUGCGGGGGAGUCCUGGACGGGUGUUCCGGGCUUUCAUCGCGAUGUGUACGCACCGCCGAUGAUGCCACCGAUGGGGCCCGAGAUGAUCCCGCCGGCGAGCACUGCUGCGCCCAUGCUACAGCAAAUUCUCAGUCAGUUUAAGAUGCCGCCGGUGAGUGUGCAACCUACUGUGAUGGACGAAUCAUUACCCACGUCCAACCCAAUGCAUUUGGAUCCGCUGCGCGCGCUCGUUCAACAAAUGGGCGGGCUGCAAUCUUUGCAAGCGCGUCUGCAGCCUCAAGGCAUGCCACCACCGCCUUCACAUGGUAUGCCCGCCAAUGGUACCGUACCACCGCCGAAAGCGGACGGUGGUAAAAUGGAACCGACUGAUUUUAUGCAGUUUAUGCAGCAGCACGCGGCGCUUGGGAAACCACAGCCGUCGCAGUUAGACCAGCGGAUUGAUUUGGACUCGCUGUGGAAACGCAAUCAGUAUCCGCCACCACAACAGGCGCAGCAAGCGCAACCACCACCACCUCAGCAGCAGCAACAACAACAACAUCCACCACCGCCUCAAAUGCAGCAGGCUAAUAAUCUGCAAACGACGCCACAGUGGCCGCAAAGCGAUAAACCAAUCAGUAUGUGGGAUGCACCGACAGUGCCCCAAGUGCUGCAAGGUGGUAUGCCGCCUGCGUCGCAGCCGAUCGUGAAUCAAGUGCCAGAACCGCCCGUCAAUGACGCCAGCGAUAAGAAAAACAAGAAGGAGGAGAAAAAGUUGAAGGAACUUGAAGAGAAGCAGGCGAAAAAGGAGGCGGAAGAGAAACGUAAGCAGGAGCAGCGCAAGCAAGAGUUGGAGAAGAAGCAGCAGGAGGAAAAACGAAAGAAAGAAGAGGAGCGUGUUCGGAAAGAAAUGGAAAAGAUGAAAAAGGAGGCCGAGGAGAAACGUCUCAAAGAGCUGGCGGAGAAAAAGAGAUUAAAGGAACAGCGUAAAGAGGAAGAAGCGCGCAAAAAGGCGGCCGAGGAACUUAAAAAACAGGAAGAUGAAAAAGAAAGGCUGGCGGCGAAAGAUCGCGAAAAUGAAAUGAAGAAGGCACAGGCAGAGGUGCAACGCCAUUUGGCGCUGGCGGCGGCGGCGAAUCAGAAACCGGCGAAGACAGCGCCUUGGUCACAGGCGACAAACAAUCAAGGCUAUAGUCUGGCGGAGAUUCAGAAAAUUGAGCGCGAGCGCAAAGCGGAACAGGUCCUUAUGCUCCAGCAGGCACAGCAGCGACAAUUGCAGCAAGCAGUACUGGAGCAGGUGGCGUCACCUGAAAAGAUGAACUCGUUUGGCGUGCCUCUCAACUGGGCGAACAAACCAAUGCGGCCCAAUCACGUGAAGAGCCUGGCGGAGAUUCAAGCCGAGGAGCAGGAUCGCCUGCUCAAGCAGAAAGAGAAGGAGAAAGCUGCUCAGAAGGAAAAGGAGACAUUGUCACCACCCAGUUCCACGUCCACCAUCUGGAGCGGGCAGUCGCUGACGUGGAAUAACAGCGACGGCACUGGUUUCUGGGACGAGCCGGCACCACAACCUCCGGCGCAGAAGAAACCGCAGCAGGCGCAGCCUGUUAAACAGGUCGUCAGUAGGCAACCACAACAACAACAGCCGGCUGUCAAGAAACAGCCCGUGAAGCAGCCGAAGGAGCAAGCCAAUAAUAAUGCCAAUUCGAAUAAUACGGAGGUGAACUCCUCCGAUGAAUUUACAAACUGGUGUAUAAGGACCUUAGCUAGUAUGAAUACACAAGUCGACAUUCCCACGUUUGUGAGCUUCCUGCGGUCUAUUGAGUCUGCUUUGGACGUCAGAGAUUACUGCCGCGAAUAUUUGGGCGAGAAGCCUGCGACGCAGCAGUUUGCGGCGCAGUUUCUCGAGAAGCGUCGUUCGUUCAAACCGAAGCCGAACGCGCAUAAAGACGACAUGUGUUCGCCAGCGCCUGCCAUCACACCUUCAACUCAACACAGCAAUGACUUCCAGGAAGUCAAGGGCAAGGGAAAGAAAGUGAAGAAAUCGAAAAUGUUGAAAGUCGACGCACGAAUUCUGGGCUUCAAUGUGACAGCCGCACAGGAUCGCAUCAAUGUCGGCGACCGCGACUACGGCGAAGCGUAACCGCCUCCUCGGCGUCCACCAUCGCCUCCUCCACGCACUGAUACCGGCAGCACCGUCGAUACUUAACUCUUUAAAUAAUUGAAAACAAAAAAAAAACCAGUCAGUUCUCAAGAACGAGCGACGAGGAAGAUUGCAUCAAGUGAACAGAGAUUUAUUUAUUCUCACGAUAUAAAAUGAUACAAAAAGAGCAAACAAAAAUAUUCUAUAGUUGAUAACUAUUGUUGAUUAUGAAAUAAUAAUGAGUAAUCCAUUUUUACUGCCAA
This is a messenger RNA of Dalotia coriaria, 4162 nucleotides long. It is a transcript of the gene Gyf, whose product is annotated as GIGYF family protein Gyf. Gene Ontology annotation, cellular component: cytosol. The record is from RefSeq and is a predicted model, not a curated record. Gene Ontology annotation, molecular function: protein binding. NCBI's taxonomy places the organism in Eukaryota, Metazoa, Arthropoda, Insecta, Coleoptera, Staphylinidae. The coding region runs from base 138 to 3899 and encodes 1253 amino acids. The transcript is spliced from 7 exons.